AUAAUCUUUUGAGAAAAGAUAUAAAAUAUGAAUGGAGUCCUGAGUGCGAGCGCGCAUUCAACACCAUUAAGGAUAUGUUGUGUCGCAGGCCCGUGCUGGCACACUAUGACCCGGCGCGGCCGGUGCGCGUGUACUGUGACGCGAGCCCCUACGGGGUAGGCGCCGCGCUCACGCAGACAGACGACGCGGGCGUCGAGCGGCCCGUGACACACGCUUCGAGGUCACUCUCCACCGCCGAGAAAAAUUAUGCUCAAAUAUGCAGGGAAGGCCUCGCUAUUAUUUUUGCGGUACAUAAAUUCAACCACUAUAUCUACGGCAGACGGUUCAUUUUAGUUACAGACUGCAAGCCACUAGCAGCAAUUUUUAGUCAAAACAAGGCUAUUCCGAAAAUGAUAGCAGGCCGUCUUCAGCGCUGGGCGGUGAUUCUGAGUGGCUAUAACUAUGAGAUUGAGUGUAUAAGAUCCGAGGAGAAUUGUGUCGCGGAUGCACUUUCGAGAUUACCAGCGUCGGUUGAUAAAUUAGAGUCAGAUAUAGAAACUUUCGAGUUUAUUAAUCACAUUGAAGAGGGGAUCGCUAUUAGUCAUAAAGAUAUAGCCAAGGAGACGGGCCUCGACCCAGUGUUAUCCAAAGUGGUAAGCUUAUUGCGUCGCAAUUGGGAGUAUUGUGAUAAAGAAGAAUUGCGACCGUAUUGGCUAGUACGAGAGUCGUUGAGUGUGGAGCACGGCUGCGUCAUGCGCGGCGCGCGCGUGGCGGUGCCGGCGGCGCUGCGCGGGCGCGUGCUGGCCGCGCUGCACGCCGCGCACCAGGGCGCCGUGCGCAUGAAGGCUCUGGCGCGCAGCUACGUGUGGUGGCCGCGUCUAGACGCCGAUGUGGAGCGCACAUGCCGCGAGUGCAACACGUGCACUAUGGAAAGCCCUAGCCCACCGCGCGCCGCCAUACACCCGUGGGCAUGGCCACAGGCACCGUGGUACCGACUACAUGUAGAUUUUCUGAGCCCCAAAAUGGGUAUUUAUUACUUGGUCGUGAUCGACUCCCAUUCAAAAUGGAUAGAGGCAUUUUGUGUAAAGUCCACUAGUGCAUUUUACACGAUCAGAGUUUUGAGGGAAACGUUUGCGCGAUUUGGAAAUCCGCUAGAGCUGGUGUCAGACUCCGGCCCGCCGUUUAGUAGUUUGGAGUUCGCUGAAUUUUUAAGGUACCGUGGUAUAAAACAUAUACCGGUAUCACCUUACAAACCCAGCAGCAACGGCGCAGCGGAAAACACUGUCAAACUCGUCAAAACAUGUUUAAAAAAAGCAGUUAGGGAUGGCGCAGAUGUUGAUGAAGCGUUACAAACAUUCUUGAUGAUGCACCGCGCCACGCCGCACUGCACCACGGGGCGCACUCCAGUUACUGUUGAAACGGAAUAUGCGCAUCAAUCUCGACUUGCUAGUUCCCAACGCGGAGGAGAUAGUUAG
Messenger RNA from Plutella xylostella (diamondback moth), 1454 nucleotides. NCBI's taxonomy places the organism in Eukaryota, Metazoa, Arthropoda, Insecta, Lepidoptera, Plutellidae. The record is from RefSeq and is a predicted model, not a curated record.